Molecule: messenger RNA, 1164 nt
Organism: Arctia plantaginis
Lineage: Eukaryota; Metazoa; Arthropoda; Insecta; Lepidoptera; Erebidae
Source: the annotation of a GenBank genome assembly
AUGUCCGAUUCUCGCAUUUUGAACCGACUUGACACACUUGACCUACUGAAGAGACCAGUUUUAUCAAUAAAUGCGAUGCUCCCUCGUCGGCGAAAUAUCGGAGGUGCAACAGAGCGAACACCUUUGAGAAACGAUUCUGAUUCUUAUAAUAAACUAGAUAAAAAAGGUGUACCAGUUAAUAACAAUUCCAUUAUUUUCAAUCCCUUUUCUAAAUCACAAGAUACAGAGGUACAGCAUAAUUAUAGUGCGCAAGCAGACUUUUCAUUUGACAUUCUUGAAGAAUUUGUUUUUGAACCUGUAAUGGCUGCUAGGGAUAGAACCAAUGAAUUUAUAUCAGCAGUACGAAGCCUUCAAGGCAGGACUCUGGUCAGACCGGCUGUGAGAGAUGAAAGAAAAGCCCAAAUAUUAGAAACUUACUCACAGUUUAUGAGUAUGGCUAAAGUUAUAAGCAAGAAUAUCACAAGCACAUAUGCUAAACUUGAAAAAUUGGCGCUGCUUGCCAAAAAGAAGUCACUAUUUGAUGAUCGGCCAACUGAGAUACAAGAACUGACAUAUAUUAUAAAAGGAGACUUGGGUUCCCUAAAUCAACAAAUUGCCAGACUGGGAGAGAUGCCGAAGGGUCGUCGGAGUAUGCACAGUCAUUCGUCUAGUGUUGUACUAGCAUUACAGUCUCGUUUGGCUUCUAUGAGCAAUCAAUUUAAACAGGUACUUGAAGUAAGGUCUGAAAACUUGAAACAUCAAAAUAGCAGGCGUGAACAGUUUUCGAGAGUGGCACCUUUAGUGAAAGAAGUGCCAUCCCUCUUACAACAAGAUGAUGUAAGUAUUGAUUUAGGAGAAACAUCAAGUAUGCAAACACAACAGUUGGCUUUGAGAGACGAUUCAGACAGUUAUGUGCAACAAAGAGCUGAAACCAUGCAUAACAUCGAGAGCACUAUUGUAGAGUUAGGAGGAAUAUUUCAGCAGUUAGCCCACAUGGUUAAAGAACAAGAUGAAGCCAUUGGAAGAAUUGAUGCAAACAUUCAAGAAGCUGAAAUGAAUGUUGAAGCAGGCCAUAGAGAAAUAAUGAAAUAUUUUCAAAGUGUCACAGGCAACAGAGCAUUAAUGUUUAAAGUUUUUGGUGUAUUGAUAUUUUUUUUCAUAUUCUUUGUUGUUGUAAUGGCUUGA